This is a messenger RNA of Lentinula edodes (shiitake mushroom), 525 nucleotides long. RefSeq lists its product as uncharacterized. The record is from RefSeq and is a predicted model, not a curated record. Gene Ontology annotation, molecular function: DNA binding. The coding region runs from base 1 to 525 and encodes 174 amino acids. The transcript has 5 exons. Lineage: Eukaryota; Fungi; Basidiomycota; Agaricomycetes; Agaricales; Omphalotaceae.
AUGCGCCGUAGGUACAUACCGAACGAUUCUCAAUUAGAGAUACUACGGUCAACAUUCACUCAGGCAGAUUAUGUUACGAACAAAGUACUCGGUCGAUUGGCAGAUGAAACAGGUUUAACACCGUCGCAGAUAAAGGCAUGGUACGAAUAUCGAAGGCGAUUGCAAAAACGUAGGAGACUCGAGGUACAGUCUAUACUAGGCGAAACUGACCUAGAUCCUCCCAAUCGAAACGAACCCCGAUCAAUGACCGCUUCCAGCGCAGAUAUGAAUAGGUCUUUCGACGUUACUUUUGGAUUUGUUCCAAACGAGGCACAGAUGCAGAUUGCACCUUCUGUCGACGCAAUGAAAUCAUCCGAUGCUAAUGCUGAAUGCACGUUAUGUGCAGUCGCAUCGCAUGAGAAUCUGUCUUUAAACCAACCCACGUUACCGUCCAUUUCAUCAAUGUUUCCGGAAAUUUUCAAUGACCAGUACGAUUACAGUCUCCCACCUAACGUUCAUCCGAUCGUUCUACCUACAUGUCAUUAA